This is a messenger RNA of Symbiodinium pilosum, 1770 nucleotides long. The record is from the annotation of a GenBank genome assembly. Lineage: Eukaryota; Dinophyceae; Suessiales; Symbiodiniaceae.
AUGUUCCUGUCGCUCCUGGCCCUGUGCCAAUCGCAACUUAAACCUCACUUGCAGUUCCAAGUGAUGUUGGGCUUCUUUGGCCCCAUUGCAAACCUGGUGCCGCACCUGGGCCCUCAGGCUCCCGGCAUUCUCCUUCCUGUCCGACUCUGCGUUGUUAUCAGGGCAUGGGCUGCAGAGAUCCCAGAGAGUGCGCUGGUGUCUGUGGUGCAACUGCUUCAAGGUUUCCUACGCAGUGAAAGUCCCAAGGCGGUACGAUUAGCCGCACUGUCGCCGUUGCGUGCCAUGCUGGACCGCUUCUCAGAUAGCGAAGCCUGGACAGAGGUCCAAGGAGGACUAAUUGACUCUUGCUUGGCCCUGCUCAGCAUCGUGAAAGCACCGGAGGUGCAGUGGCGCUGCUUGAAUUUGAUCCACCUGUUCUUAGUCGAAGAGGCCGAGAGUGGCCGCUAUCAGGCCACGGAGAAAACUCUCGAGCAGCUGGUCGCCCUUUGGAGACGGCCAGAAGAUGGCGAACUGCUGAUCCGGCAUGCGCUGCUGGAUGUGCUCCGUGCCCUGGUUCUCAUGUCGGACCGAACGCGAAGUCCUCGGUUGGCCCUGUCGCCACCUUUGUUAUCAUGCUGCCUGACCGUCAUUUCAGAUUGCUAUGCUGUCCACAGAGGCCCUCCCUCGCCCCAGCGGAGCGGCUACGAAGCGACCGCAGCAUUGCAGGUGCCUCCAGAAGACGUCCAGGCAGAUGCAGAAUCUGCAGCAGGUGCUCUUGGUGAUGUGGGCAGUGCCACUGCGACGCUCUUCGACUCUGGCAGUGUCCUAUUCUUGGGAGUGCUGAGAACUGUGGACGUGGAGCAGGCUGCACCCUUGAUGCCAUUCUUUCCAAAGCUCCUUGCGCAGCAGACGACGAUGGGAGGACCUCCACCGGAAUGGACCAUGGAUAUUCUGCUGGAGUACUGUGCACUUCAUUGCUCAGGGGGUGCAGCUGCACACCUGGUGCAGUUCUACCCGGCGCUACUCCAGAUAUGCCAGUCACAGCUCAACAUGCCAGAUCAGAGCCGAACGACAGACAUGUGCCUGCAGCUGCUGCAGUUGCUGGUGGCUCAUGCUCCAACAGCAGACGCUCUGGCAAAGGCACGAGAAGUGGCUGCGCCUCUUUUCAGGCUUUGGGUGACAACGGCGAAUAGCACACCCGGGACCACGAAGAGCGCCUUUGCGUAUCCAAUUACAACCUUCCUUGGGCUGCUUGGGGCCUGGCACGCUUCUCAUCCGAGGGACUUCCUCCAGGAGGCCAGUGCAGCCGGAGCGCCAGGGGCGCAGCGCGCUGCGCUGCUACUCGCCGCAUCCUGCAAGCAGGCGGCUGCAGUGGCCCUGCGCUCUUCCGUCAUCAGCGCCGCCCUGACACUUGCAGAGAGCGGUGUGGAAGACGCGUUUUGGAAGGAGAUCCUCCAUGGCUGCAACGACUUGAUCAUGGCCGCGCAGAGGGGUAUUUCCAGCGCACUCGCUAAGACGCUGCAGUCCCUCAAGUCAAAGUUAUCUGCCAAACUUCCUGCGCCAGCCCGCAGCGCCGCAGAGUUGCAGAUGUGCCUACUGCCAGCAGACCUCCGGCAGAGCAACCUCAAAGAGGAUGGCUCCCUGGAAGAUGCGACUGUGGCACGCUGGCUUUUCGGCCGGCUGGCUGCCUGGUUAAAGCAGCUGGGUACCACGCACGGCGAGCAGGUGAAGGUGCUACUGGCCGCUGCACCUCAGCAGGUGCAGGAUGCUCUGAGAAGCAGUGGCUUGUGA